Molecule: messenger RNA, 1610 nt
Organism: Pocillopora damicornis (cauliflower coral)
Lineage: Eukaryota; Metazoa; Cnidaria; Anthozoa; Scleractinia; Pocilloporidae
Product: mitochondrial carnitine/acylcarnitine carrier protein
Biological process (GO): carnitine transmembrane transport; mitochondrial transport
Cellular component (GO): mitochondrial envelope
Molecular function (GO): O-acyl-L-carnitine transmembrane transporter activity
Source: RefSeq, a predicted model, not a curated record
CCUCAUGACGGCAAAUUACUGAUAGUCAGUAAGAAGCACCGGUGUAAUCAUCAUGGCAGAGAAAGAGAUCGCUGUUGCUGAGCCUCAAAAGAAGCAAACCAGAAGUACCUCUGGUGUAAAGAACUUCCUUGCUGGAGGAUUUGGAGGAAUAUGUUGCGUAGUGUCUGGCCAUCCACUUGAUACGAUCAAGGUUCGCCUUCAAACCAUGCCCCAACCAGAGCCAGGGCAGAAGCCACUGUUCACUGGAACUCUUGACUGUGCUCUUAAAACAGUUAGAAAGGAGGGAAUUCUUGGUUUAUACAAAGGAAUGGCAGCUCCUGUUGUGGGUGUAGCACCAAUAUUUGCCAUCUGUUUCUGGGGAUUUAACAUGGGCAAAAAACUGCAGCUCAAGAAUCCUACUGAUGAACCAACGUAUUUUCAAAUUUUGACAUCAGGUUUUUUUGCUGGAGUUUGUACAACUGUUAUUAUGGCUCCAGGAGAAAGAAUAAAGUGUAUUUUACAAAUUCAGCAGGCUAGUGGAGCUGAAAAGAAAUAUGCUGGACCGAGUGAUGUAGUGAAGAAGCUUUACAAACAGAGUGGAAUCCGUGGAGUAUACAAAGGAACAUGUGCAACUUUAUUGAGAGAUGUACCGGCCUCAGGAAUGUACUUUGCGUCAUAUGAGUUUCUCUUAAAUGCACUCACUCCAGAGGGAAAGACGCGAAAAGAUGUUGGAGCUCUGUCAAUUCUCUGUGCAGGAGGUGUGGCAGGCAUGAUGAACUGGAGUGUUGGUAUAGCACCAGAUGUACUUAAGUCUCGUCUGCAAACAGCACCUGAAGGAACUUAUCCAAAUGGUGUUAGGGAUGUUUUUAGACACAUGAUGCGUGAGGAAGGACCUGGGGCGCUCUUUAGAGGCCUGACUCCAGUUAUGCUGAGAGCUUUUCCAGCUAACGCAGCUUGUUUCCUUGGGUUUGAAUUAGCCAUGAAAUUCUUCGACUGGAUUGCACCGGACUGGUGAUUUGACACCAACGGGGACAUAUCAGCUGUUGAAAAUAUUCUGCACAUAGCAGGGGAAAAAAUUGUCUUGCGAGAAAUUUGGCUUUUGUCGUGAUGAACUGUUCCUCUGAAUGAGAUCUCUACCUGAGUUUUAUAUACAAACUGAAAAUAAUUCCCCCAACGAAAAAGCCUUCAUUAUUUCAAUUAACUACAAAUUACCCUCUUUUUAGUAAGAAUAUCUUUUUCUCGGUAGAAGCGCAGCGAUUGUAUUACUGUGUUUCAGUGAAAUUCAAAAGAAGAUUCACCAGCAUCUAAAGGAAUCUUAUUUAUUCAACUUCUAUUUUCUAGGAGAUCUUUUUCUUCUAGACAUGAUGUUUACACUCUAUACAGUAAUGUACGAAACAAGUAAUUUAAUUUGGAGCAAAUUGUUUUUCUACCACGCAGCUGCCCGAAAUUACGUAUCGCGUGUGAUAUUUUUUAGUUUGCAGUUCGUAAAACUAGACUUACGUCUCGCAUCUGAAUCUGUGAAGGUCUAAAUUGUACCUACAAAGGUUUAAAAUGUGAAACUUGGCCUUUUAAUGAAAGAACAGCCUUCAUCGUAGGAGAAUAUUUCGUAUUAAAAGACAGUUAAAAGUGAA